Messenger RNA from Zophobas morio, 841 nucleotides. Its product is annotated as protein takeout-like. The coding region runs from base 54 to 788 and encodes 244 amino acids. The record is from RefSeq and is a predicted model, not a curated record. The transcript is spliced from 4 exons. Lineage: Eukaryota; Metazoa; Arthropoda; Insecta; Coleoptera; Tenebrionidae.
CCAACACGCUGCCUAUAAAUGCGGCGAUUUUUCAGCUGAAAUAUUAUUUCACCAUGAAGAUCGUGCCCGCGUUGCUCCUCCUGGUAGUCUACUCCCAAGCCGCCAAGUUUCCCCCCAAUUUCAAAAAAUGCAACCGUAAAGAACCCGACCUGGACAAGUGCAUGAAGGAGGCGGCUCAGAUUGGACUCGCUCAAGGGUUCAAACACUACCCCCAAAUCGGACUGGCGAGUUUUGAACCCCUGGAGGUGUCAGAACUGAAAAUAGGAGCUGGGAGCCAGUCGGUGGUGAACGUAGAACAAAAUUUCAAAAAUUGCAAAUUCUACGGAAUCAACGGGGCCAAAAUCGACGAGUUUAAGUUUGAUUUGGAGGGAAAGUUCGUCAAAGGGAAAGGGGUGAUUCCUGAAAUUAAGAUGUUAUGCGACUAUGAGCUGAACGGGAAGGUUUUGCUUUUGCCGAUUGUGGGAACAGGACCCAGUACCGUCAUUCUACGAAAUAUUAACGUGACGCUGCUUUUUGACUACGUAGAAGUGCCCAAAAAUGGGAAAACGUACCUUCGUUUUACUGCCAAUGAGCUGACUUUGGAUCCCGAUUUCGUUUAUUUCAAUUUUGAGAAUCUGUUUAACGGGGACAAGCAAUUGGGGGAUGGGAUUAAUAAUGUUUUGAAUGAGAAUUAUAAAGAGGUGUAUGCUGAUGUGAAGCCAGGGUACGAGAAAGGUCUGGGUUUAAUUUUGGAGCAAAUUCUCAAUAAUGUGUUUUCGAAAGUUUCGCUGGAAGAGGCUUUGGAUUAGAUAGGAAACCCCAUGUAAUUUUAGGUAGAUGUUAAUAAAAUUUGAAAUACAAA